UUUGGGGUAGCGUUUUCUAUUCUUCUUCCUCAAUGGAUAAUCAAGCAGUCACGGCAGAUCCUCAACUGCAGCAGUUCAUCGAGGUUGAGUCUCAAAAGCAGAGGUUUCAACAGCUGGUUCAUCAAAUGACAGAAGUGUGCUGGGAGAAGUGCAUGGAUAAACCUGGUCCAAAGCUUGACUCUAGGACAGAGGUUUGUUUUGUAAACUGCGUGGAACGAUUCAUCGACACAAGCCAGUUCAUCCUCAACAGACUAGAGCAAACCCAGAAGAGUAGGGCGUCUUUCUCAGAGACCAUGACAGACUACUAGAGUCCUAUAGUCACUGUCUGGAUGAAGAGACUGCACCAGUCAGCCACUUAUUCAGGCUUUGGCAUGCCAACAUACGAACUUUGAGGGAACUGCUAUCAACAAGGUGAACAAAAUCAAUUUUAGUUUUCAAAGUGCCUCAUUUUGCUCCUUUUUUGUUUUGAAGGCCAUACUCUCUAUAUUUAAAGGAUGCACAUACAGUCCACAGCAAGUCUCUAAUCAGUACCAUUGGUGUAGACAUUUGCCAUUUAUAAGACUAGCAUGCAUACUGGAACAUGCUUUGAGUGGAACAUCUCUCAUUGGUCCCUUUGUAUGGAUCUAAUUACCUGGAAUUGGGGAGGAGGCACUCCAUUCACUUCCUUUUCAAAAUACCAGUACUCAUUGCAUACCAUAUCAGCAAAGCAUUGUCUUACUGGGAAUGCUUGAAGAUCUGUGGCAUAUAACGUCUGUUGAAAUGUGGACUUCUAAUAAAAGGUGAAAUAGCCUGCAGUUAUUAAUAUGAUGCCUAAAAAUGUCAUAAGAGUUAGAAAGUAGAAGAGUAGUUGGAAAGCUUUGAAUAAGAUUUGUCAAAGAAGAGGUUAAAAGUUUCAGCUGGCUAUUUAUUAAAAUACCUUUUUUUAAACAUGCACUUCAGAUAUGUAAUAGAACAAUGCAAAAUCUCAGAAUUUAAGUUGUUGCUAAAGAAAAUUAUUUAAAAUAUAUACAAAUAUGUUCUAAAAGGCCUUACUCUAUCACCUGUGUAAUGCAAUUUCUAAAAGUUGUCAAGCCCAUAUAGUUUUGUGUUUUAAACCAAAUCUUGCUUCAUAAUGCACAUAUUUUGGCAUUACAUGUUCAUUUGAUUCUCCUUAUUAUGGAUUAAUGUAAACCUACAUACAGUUGUGCUCAAAAGUUUGCAUACCGUGGCAGAAAUUGUGAAAUUUUGGCAAUGAUUUUGAAAAUAUCAUGCAAAAAUUGUUUGCAAAUUUUGCUCCUUUUAUUUAAGGAUAGUGAUCAUAUGAAGCCAUUUAUUAUCACAUAGUUGUUUGGCUCCUUUUUAAAUCAUAAUGAUAACAGAAAUCACCAAAAUGGCCCUGAUCAAAAGUUUACAUACCCUUGAAUGUUUGGCCUUGUUACAGACACACAAGGUGACACACACAGGUUUAAAUGGCAAUUAAAGGUUAAUUUCAAACACCUGUGGCUUUUUAAAUUGCAAUUAGUGUCUGUGUAUAAAUAGUCAAUGAGUUUGUUAGCUCUCACGUGGAUGCACUGAGCAGGCUAGAUACUGAGCCAUGGGGAGCAGAAAAGAACUGUCAAAAGACCUGCGUAACAAGGUAACGGAACUUUAUAAAGAUGGAAAAGGAUAUAAAAAGAUAUCCAAAGCCUUGAAAAUGCCAGUCAGUACUGUUCAAUCACUUAUUAAGAAGUGGAAAAUUUGGGGAUCUCUUGAUACCAAGCCAAGGUCAGGUAGACCAAGAAAGAUUGCAGCCACAACUGCCAGAAGAAUUGUUCGGAAUACAAAGAAAACCCACUGGUAACCUCAGUCUGCUCUGGAAAAAGACGGUGUGGUUGUUUCAAGGAGCACAAUACGACGAUACUUGAACAAAAAUGAGCUGCAUGGUCGAGUUGCCAGAAAGAAGCCUUUACUGCACCAAUGCCACAAAAAAGCCCGGUUACAAUAUGCCUGACAACACCUUGACACGCCUCACAGCUUCUAGCAUACUGUAAUUUGGAGUGAUGAGACCAAAAUAGUGCUUUAUGGUCAAAACCAUAAGUGCUAUGUUUGGAGAGGGGUCAGCAAGGCCUAUAGUGAAAAGAAUACCAUCCCCACUGUGAAGCAUGGUGGUGGCUCACUUAUGUUUUGGGGGUGUGUGAGCUCUAAAGGCACAGGGAAUCUUGUGAAAAUUGAUGGCAAGAUGAAUGCAGCAUGUUAUCAGAAAAUACUGGCAGACAAUUUGCAUUCUUCUGCAUGAAAGCUGCACAUGGGACGCUCUUGGACUUUCCAGCAUGACAGUGACCCUAAGCACAAGGCCAAGUUGACCCUCCAGUGGUUACAGCAGAAAAAGGUGAAGGUUCUGCAGCGGCCAUCACAGUCUCCUGACCUUAAUAUCAUCGAGCCACUCUGGGGAGAUCUCAAACGUGCGGUUCAUGCAAGACGACCAAAGACUUUGCAUGACCUGGAGGCAUUUUGCCAAGACGAAUGGGCAGCUAUACCACCUGCAAGAAUUUGGGGCCUCAUAGACAACUAUUACAAAAGACUGCAUGCUGUCAUUGAUGCUAAAGGGGGCAAUAAACAGUAUUAAGAACUAAGGGUAUGCAGACUUUUGAACAGGGGUCAUUUCAUUUUUUUGUUUGUUGCGAUGUUUUGUUUUAUGAUUGUGCCAUUCUGUUAUAACCUACAGUUGAAUAUGAAUCCCAUAAGAAAUAAAAGAAAUGUGUUUUGUCUGCUCACUCGUGUUUUCUUUAGAAACGGUACAUAUAUUACCAAUUCUCCAAGGGUAUGCAAACUUUUGAGCACAACUGUAUAGCCAAAAACAAGGUUGGUUGCAAAGCUGUUUGGUCCUAGAAUAAAUAAUGUAAUACAUUUAAUAAGAUGUUGAUGUACAGCAGACUAUUAAACACUGUGUUGCUACUGCAUAGUUUUUAUAUUUAAAAACUAUUAAGUGACUGCAAAAAUCCUCCUUACCCUUAAAAUAUCAACAGUGUGAAACAGUAACAAACUGGUAAGAUGAUAAUGGCAAUAUUAUUCUUGAAAAUGUCAGAGAAGUACCUUGUAUGCUAAAACACAACAAAGCAGAAAUGCAAAUUAAAGUAAUCCCACAUUAA
This is a messenger RNA of Myxocyprinus asiaticus (Chinese sucker), 3107 nucleotides long. Its product is annotated as mitochondrial import inner membrane translocase subunit Tim8 A-like. The coding region runs from base 33 to 308 and encodes 91 amino acids. Lineage: Eukaryota; Metazoa; Chordata; Actinopteri; Cypriniformes; Catostomidae. The transcript has 2 exons. The record is from RefSeq and is a predicted model, not a curated record.